This is a messenger RNA of Chara braunii, 3322 nucleotides long. NCBI's taxonomy places the organism in Eukaryota, Viridiplantae, Streptophyta, Charophyceae, Charales, Characeae. The record is from the annotation of a GenBank genome assembly.
UGAAUGAUGAAAUUUGUGUUUGUGUUUGAGGGGGCGGUGGGGGCGGCUGCUAUUUGUAACGCAUUGGCACUAUAAUGUUUCCUCCUCUAUUGUGAGAAUGCAGUGUGACCCGGAGGAUGAAAGCGAUUGUGAUUCUGCCUGUAAUGGUGGUCUUCCAAACACUGCACUGAGGUACAUUGAAGAGGCAGGUGGGCUGAUGACGGAGGAAGAUUACCCAUACACUGGAAGUGCUGGAACGUGCCAAUUCGACAAAAACAAGGUUGCUGCUGCUGUGGGUGAAUUUCACUCUGUGUCUGUCGAUGAAGAACAGAUUGCUGCAGCGCUUGUGAAGUAUGGACCUCUUGCUGUGGGAAUCAACUCGGUCUUCAUGCAGACAUAUUUAAGAGGAGUGUCCUGCCCGUUGUUCUGCAGCAAACGCCAUCUGGACCAUGGCGUGCUCCUUGUUGGCUAUGGAAAAAGGGGUUUUACACCUGUCCGCCUCGGGUACAAGCCCUUCUGGAUCAUCAAGAAUUCGUGGGGUCCUCAUUGGGGCGAGCAUGGGUAUUAUCGAAUCUGUAGAGGAAAGGGUGAAUGCGGGAUAAACAGCCUGGUCUCUGCUGUGAUGGCUGUGGAUCUGAGUGGCAAGACCCCUGGCGCAAGGGGGAGAACGGAGGCAAUUGCCACACAGUAGGCCUGUUUCAUCGCAGAGGAUGUGUGUUUACAGCCUGGUCUCAAUCUGUGAUGGCUGUGCAUCCAAGUAAGAAAAAAACCAUGUGGGAAAUGCAGGGACCAUCGGGACCGAGGCAUUUGGCAAAGGGUGCGUUUGAAGUGUGAUGUACAGAUGUACAGGGAUACGAACAAAAUCGCAGGCUUCAUGAAUGUUUUGACUUUUUUUAAGUCUUAAGUUUUACAGAAAAGUUGUGUAAAAUAGAUCUCUCUUUCAGAUCCAUUUGUUUUCGGAAAUCCUCAAAUUACAGUGGUCAUCGAUCUCUUGGGAUGUACAGACAGUCGCAUGUCUGUGCUUGGAGCGAAAGGCGGUCGGAAAAAUACGAGCGUCGUAUGGUUUCUAUGGCAGCAGCUGUAAGAGCUGAUGAGAUGGUGGGACCAUUUGUCCAUGGUUGCUGUUAUGGUCAAGCAUGUGGAGCAAAGUGAGCCUGCAUAACAAUGGUGUCGGUAUAACGUCUGCCAGAGCAGUUUUCCACUGCUGCUGGUUUUGCCGGUAGAUGUGCAUAACUCAUGCUACCACCCUGCGGGCUUACUUACCUUCCCUGUUGGGACCGGGGGGAAGAGGAGGGGGGGGGGGGGGGGUGUGAAUGGAAUGUCUGUGGACGUGUGGACUGAGUUCCACGAGGCUAACCAUUCGGAGGGGUGUGUCUUACGGGAAAAAUGUCCAGGAGGGUUAUUGAUAUCAUGGCAGGUGGAUGAAUAUCGUGUGUAUUUCCGAGGAUUGUGGAGAACGAGGUUUUUUUUUUUUUGUUUGUUUUGUUGGGGGAGAAAGGGCUACUAUCUACUUGCUAAGAAAGGGGGAGGCAAACGGAAUGUCGGUGGAAAGUGUGGACUGACUUCCGCUAGGCUAACCAUAUGGAGGGGUGUGCAUGACAGUAAAGAGUGAGGGAGUGUUAUUGAUAUCACGCAAUCACGGCGAGUGGAUGGAUAUCAUGUCUAUUUCCGAGUCUUAUGGAGAAAGAGCUAUUAUAUCCUUGCUUCGGGAGGGUUAUUGAUAUCAUGGCGUGUACCUGUUUAGGUCAGGACAGCUGAUUGAAUGUCAUUCGUGACAUGGAGUAUUAGUUUUACAGGACCGUGCACUUACAUAUUCUUUUUUCCUUUUUUGAAAUGGGAGAUGAGAGGUGACGAUGCUGUUUGGAAAGAAAGAACAUGUUCGCUGAUGUUGCAGCAGGUUGGUGGAUUACUUACACGGGACCGCGUGCUCAUGUUUUCUUUCUGGAAUGGGAGAUGAGAGGUGCAAAUGCUGUUGCGAAGGAAAGAACAUGUUCGUUGACGCUGCAUCAGGUUGGUGGAUUACUGACACUGGACCGCGUGCUCAAUGUUUUCUUUCUGGAAUGGGAGAUGAGUGGUGCAAAUGCUGUUGCGAAGGAAAGCAAUAUGCUCGUUGACGUUCCAGGAGCUUGGUGGAUUAGUUAUAUAUGGACCGCGUGCUCAUGUUUACUUUCUGAAACGGGCGAUGAGAGGUGCAGAUGCUGUUGCAAAGGAAAGAACAUGUUCAUCGACGUUGCAGCGGGUCGGUGAUUGAUAUCAAGUAGGGUGGAUGGACUGAACACAUUGUAUGGCUUAUGGAGAAGAGAGCUGUUAUAUCCUUGAUGAGAUGCCUGCUCGUAGGUCAGGGAAGGCACUGCUUGUGUAUAUAUAAUAUAUAUGUUUUUGAAAUGGGUGACAAGACUCGAGGUUCACAUACUGAAAGUCAUCAGCGAAGCGGAUAUAAUCCAUCCUUCGGCAGCGAUUCCAAUGCGUAUCGAAAAACGAUGCCGUUUCGCUUGGCUAUACCAUACUCCGAUGAGAUAACGCGACCGACCAACGGCCUCAACAGAAAGGGGACAGCAUGUGCAUUGAUGUCGUAAACAGCCGGUCGGUGAAUGGGUCCGUGCUGUGCUUAUGGCUGUACUCGCAAGCAUCCAGCUGGGUGCGCAGAGGAGAGACCAGCAGAGAGAGUGGGGAGAUUGACAAGCAAGCAGCUGGCUGGGAAGGAAAAUGCCUCGUUUUAAAACCACAAGUACUUGUGACCCUUUCUUAGCCGAGCGUAGAACCACUGUGCGCGCCCAACAAAAGAGGGAACCGGCGGUUGUAUUAUUUAUUAUUAUUAUUAUUUUUCUUGGUUGGUGCUGCCAUCCAUUUAGCUCCAGCAGGUCAUAUGCCCUGAAAGGCACGGUGUGUGCGCGGCCGUGCUGGAGAGAACUCGCUGGGAAAUGUACUGGUGGUAUACUGCACGUUCUAUUUCGGUGGAUGGGACUAUUAUUUUUCUUUUCACAAGAAAACAGGACUUUGUGGUCCCGGCUCAAGCAUGGGAUUAUUAUUAUAUUAAUGUAAUUGGUUAAAGGCUUAAAGCAGCAGGUCAACUGGUGAGUAAGUGCUAAUCGAUGGAUAGAGGAAAUAUGAAGAAACCUGGAUUAUUAGUAUAAUAAUUGGUUAAAGGCUUAAAGCAGCAGGUCACCUGGUGAGUAAGUUUGUUAAUUGAUGGACAUAUACAUUCCGCGUGCGCUGUCAGUGUGUAUAGUGCAUAUGACAGAGGAAAACACAUGAACGAAGCUCGAGUUGAAUGUGAGGACAUGAUUGAUUGAUGUACUUGACAGAAAACAAGGCACCUUCUUGUUUAUGCCUUUUCACAUGG